This is a messenger RNA of Cetraspora pellucida, 492 nucleotides long. Lineage: Eukaryota; Fungi; Glomeromycota; Glomeromycetes; Diversisporales; Gigasporaceae. The record is from the annotation of a GenBank genome assembly.
AUGAUUACAAAAGUAGUCGUGAUUCUCCUUCAAGCUUAUCUAUUUUAUUUAAUAACUUUUCCUCCAAAAUCAAUUAAGUUGAAACCUUCACAAACCUACAAAGUUGAAGGAAUUAGUGGAUUAUUAUUGAUCCAUUUUGGGAUUUAUAUUGCACGACUUGCAAAUAUUUAUUUAUCCUUAUAUUACGUUUAUUUGAUGUAUCAACAGGAAAUUGAUAAUUUACCAAUUCCAGCUUUGUCACCUUCAAAAGAAACAACUUAUUUUAAUUUCGUUUAUGAAAUGUCCAGAACGCAUAAAUUAUCAGAAUGGAAUUUAGAGGAAAUGUUAUUUUGUUUUAUGUCGAUACUGGGAAGUAUGUUAAGAUUAUGGUGUUAUAGAGUUAUGAACGAGUUUUUUACUUUUAACGUUGAGAUAAAGAAAGAUCAUAAAUUGAUUACUACCGGACCAUAUCGACUGCUAAUUCAUCCAUCGGUAAAAACCAUGAUUAAAUAA